Messenger RNA from Metarhizium album ARSEF 1941, 3204 nucleotides. Its product is annotated as Peptidase C13, legumain. Bases 1 to 3204 code for a protein of 1067 amino acids. The record is from RefSeq and is a predicted model, not a curated record. Lineage: Eukaryota; Fungi; Ascomycota; Sordariomycetes; Hypocreales; Clavicipitaceae. Gene Ontology annotation, biological process: proteolysis; protein localization to cell surface; attachment of GPI anchor to protein. Gene Ontology annotation, cellular component: GPI-anchor transamidase complex. The transcript has 6 exons. Gene Ontology annotation, molecular function: GPI-anchor transamidase activity.
AUGGCCGUGGCCGUGGUCGUAGCCGUGGCCAUGCUCGCCACCACAGGCCUGUCCGAGCACACAAGCAAUUGGGCUGUCCUCGUGUGCACGUCGCGAUUCUGGUUCAAUUACCGCCACCUGGCAAAUGUGUUGUCCAUAUAUAGAACAGUCAAGCGAUUAGGCAUACCCGACUCGCAAAUCAUCCUCAUGCUUCCGGAUGACAUGGCUUGCAACCCACGCAAUGCAUUUCCCGGCACCGUCUAUAGUAAUUCCGAUCGAGCCGUUGACCUGUACGGCGACAAUAUCGAGGUCGACUAUCGCGGCUACGAGGUCACUGUCGAGAACUUUAUCCGACUGCUGACGGACCGUGUUGGCGACGAGAUGCCUCGCAGCAAACGCUUGCUGACCGACGACCGGAGCAACAUUCUGGUGUACAUGACAGGGCAUGGGGGAAAUGAGUUCUUGAAGUUUCAGGACGCCGAGGAAAUUGGUUCUUUUGAUCUUGCAGAUGCUUUCCAGCAAAUGUGGGAGAAGAAGAGCAGGCUCUAUUCGCCAAACAUUAUCGCCACUGGGUCAUCCGAACUCGAUCAAUCAUCAUACUCGCACCACGCCGACAAUGACAUAGGUGUCGCCGUCAUCGACCGAUACACCUACUACAACCUGGAAUUCCUUGAGAGCCAGGUCAAGGAUCUGAACAGUCCCCGGACUGUAGGCGAACUGUUCGACAGCUACGACUACGAAAAAAUUCACUCCAAUGCCGGCGUUCGGUACGAUCUGUUCCCUGGUGGCGCUGAAGCUGCGCGCAGCCGCCUCAUUACCGACUUCUUCGGCAACAUCCAAAACGUGGAGGUUGAUCGCGACUCCAGCUCAUCCCUCGAUGAGAAGCUACUAGCCCUCAGCAAAACCAUUUCUCUUCUGCGAGAGAAGGAAGCCGAGGAGAUUGCAGCUCUCAGGAACGCGUCCUCUGCGCCGGCCAGUGCUCCUGCCGAGCCAGUCAUCAAAGUUCAACGCGCCACAGUCUUGACAGACGAUAAGUGGUGGACCAAGAAGGUUGUCGGUGCGACGGCUCUGGCCGGCUGUGGAGCCCGGCCUCUCGAGCCUCUGGAGUUGAAAGCACGUCCUCUGGCUUACCACGCCAUAGCUUGGUCAUGCGAUGCCGAACUAGCCGUCGCAACAGAUGACACAAUUCACAUUUUCCUGCCCGAGUACCCCAGGGCAGGCCGCAACCCCGAAGACGCCGGUGACGACGACUCCCUCCAACCCCAGUUCUCACUCACGCUCACGGCCUGCGGCAUCGUCCGCCCGGACCCUGCCAUCAACGGUCCGUUGUGCGGCUUUGCGGGCGUGAGCCUGCCUACGUCCGGACCCGGCGAACCCCUCGUGUUCAGGGGAGUCGGGGGUUCUGAAGCGACCAAGGCUGGUUCAGCCCUGGGGCAGACCAUCCGCGUGGAAUGGUCUCCCAGUGGCCUGGGGCAAAACUUGCGGCCCAUCUUGACAGUCAUGACCACCUCGGGAAGCCUCGUUGCGUUGGGCGAGUAUAUCGAUCAGAAGACGGCAAUCUCGUCGAGUUCUCGGGCGAGGACAUUCAAAAAUUGGAAAUUGCUCUGGGGCUUGGGUGCGAACUUGCCCAUUCCUGACGGUGAGAGCAAGCGUGGAUUCAGGAACAUGAAUGAACGGAUUGUGUCGUUUUCUUGGGCCAAGGAAAUUACUCCGGGAUCGGGGCUGUUGGCGUAUUUGAAUGACGUCCGCGAGGUCGUCAUCGUUGCUGUACAAUUUUUCCGCAGGUCUUCCGAGCCGGAUGAGUCUUCUCCUGACGUGGCGGGAUGGGGGAUAUUUGAGAUUGAUCGAUUCGACGGGAGAGGUCCGCACGAUGCUACUGAGACGGCAGAUCCAGAAUUCGUCCCUACCGGAGGCCCCUUUUCGUUGAGAUGGAGCCCGUGGCACAUCACGAGCGAGUACCGUACAGCAACCGUGGCGUACCUGGGAAAGAACCACGUCGGGUUCCGGCGCGUCACCAUUCAGGGACGCUGGCACCGAGGCCAAGAUCCGAGUGUUCGCGUCGAGGAACUCGACACCACAUCGAUAUGUACCUUCUUAUCUGCAGAUGCGUUUGUGGAGUGGGAAGACACGGUACUCCCUCGUUUCGAAGGCUUGGCAGGAGCAGAAGCUAACGCUCGGCAGGUCUGGCAGCAUAAUGAUGAGCGAAUGGCCCGCGGCAUAAUAGCCACGCCGUUUGUCGUCAAGCCCUUCCAAGUUGAUCUCUGCGCAAACCCAGCCGCAUGUCCCGCACACCACUCACCUCGAGACUGCUCAACUUUAUAUCCUGGACCCGGCGAAACUUGUACAAAUCCCAUAACAGGCCUCGUCGUCCACCACCCGAGUCCAUCCGCGAAACCCCACGAGCCGCUGUACACCCUCGUCCGGCUCUCUGCAACCGCCAACAACCAAGACUGGUACCAGACCAACCUCCCGCCAACAACCCCUCUCCCCCAAUGGGCCGAGCGCAUCCGACGGUCCGUGGCCCGCGAGGUGUCCCGCGUCGAAGCCCUCGGCGGCAUCGACUCCGAAUCAGACACCGACUCCGAAUUCGACGAACCAGAAGUCCACGACAUGGCCCUCGCCUCGGAAGAGGACGUCGCUUCAAAGGUGCACCCUCACCGCUUCCGGCUCUGGGGGCUUGCCUCCUCGCCCGCAGACGGAUCCAUGGCCGCCCUGGUAUCGAAGCACGCCACCCAACAUGCUGAGAGACGGCCACGCUCCAGAAUCAUGUUCUCAUGGGACACCGGCGAGCACGCAGACCCCACGGCGCGCCACGUGCCAAAGCUGACCACGGAGGGGACGAUAUGGGAGUCCAUGUACGGGAGAAUACUAGACAUGCCGAGUUUCCUGCUAGGAACCACGGACCGGUCGCUGGUGCACGAGACGUCCCUGAGGAGGGCCUUCAAGGGCGUCAUCCCGCGGCAAGAGUGCGUCUUUUGCGGCACGGGCCUGGUCACGCUCGGCGACGAGUCCGUGUGCGAAAGGGGCCAUUCUUUCGCUACGUGUACUGCCACGGGGCUUGCCAUCAUGGCGCCGGCCGUGUCCAGGGUGUGCUCGGUAUGCGGGCUGCGCUGUCUGAAGCUGUCCGAGCUCGUCCGCACCGCGAGGCGGCACCUGGGGGCGGACGCGGCGGUCGAGUCGGCGGGAGAGCUAUGCGGUGGCUGUGGCGGCAAGUUUCUGCUUUGA